CUAUUUUGUCUUUGGAUCGGCCAUAUUUCUUCCGAUGCGACAGAUCCGCCUCGAAUCCCUCCUCUAGGCCCCCGUUUACGCAUUUAUAAGAAUCACACUUGAGUCUUGAUUAUUACUGGUCAUUUGCCGCUUUUGAUGUUAUUAUUUUAAUCAGUUUGAUCAUCAACGAGUGGGGAUUCGGGGUGUCUGGCUAGCUGAAGUUGACAUAAGAAGAUAAAGUAUUUUCUUCUUGAUUGUUCAUAUUAGAAGCCACAGUUUGUGUUUCUUUCGAGGAACCGUAUCUGAUUGUUUAAUUCGAUGCUCCUUGUGAUGAAUGGGGAUCGACAGAGUUCGCGUAUUGGCUUUUGUAAAGAAAAGAAUAUUCAGUUGCAAUUCAUAGAUGAAAAUUGCAAUUAAUAAUGAAAUAAAUGAGCCUGAAGUUUCACAAUGUAAACAUAAUAGAUAUUGAAUCUAUGAUUCAGUAAGAGUUUCAUUAAUGAAGAUGCUAUUUAUGGGGUAAACUCUGGAUAACUAUUGAGCUGCAUAAAUAUUAUCGUGUACUUAUAGACAAUGGUAAACAGGAAGCUCCAUUUUAAUGAUAGACUUAUGACACAGAUAAGUAGAUAAAGUAUCUGAGUGUAGGGAAGUGGUCACCUGAGUUGUGUUAUUAGGAUACACUUUCAUUCACAACCAAUUACGGGUAAUCAUGAUCAGUAAUUUCAAAGGAAAUCAAAAUUCGAAUUUGGAAGUAAUAAUUAUACAGAUGGACCUGAAGUUAAAAGUGUUAGAUAUUGUAUCUGUAGUCAGUAAGGAUUUCAUUAUUGAAGAUGCUAUUUAUGGAGUUAUAGUGCAGUUAUCUGGAUAACUAAUGAGCUGCACAAAUAUUAUUGCGUAGCUGUAGACAUAAUACUCAAUUAAAAUGGUAAAGGGAAGCUCCAUUUUUGUUACAGAGUUAUAGUGCAGUUAGAGCAGUAGAUGAGCUUUCUAAUUUGGGUAAGUGGACGCCUGAAUUGUGUUAUUAGGAUAUACUUCCAUUCACGAUCAAUUAUGGGUAAUCUUGAUUAGUAACCUUAAACUAGGAAUCAAUUUUAAACAAGGAAUGAAUCUUGAUUAGUAACUUUAACCUACAUGUUGUCAUUAAUAUUUUUGUCUGAAUUGUUUGUAUUUACUCUUGCUGAUAUGGCUUGGACCUAAUAUUUGAUGAUCAAUGUUUAUUUCAUUAUCGCUAGCCAGUUCUUAGUGCUUACGAGGUUUGGUUUCCUCUCUACGAUUAUAGAAAAUCAUUUUUUUUCAUGGUGCCUCAUCAACUUGAUCUCUACAGUUUGGUGAUAUCAUAUUAGUAAUCACCUUAAAAGAUAGAAUCAUGAGCUCACUUCAAAGAAAUCAUUCAGACAAGGCUCGACAUCUCAGGCAUUCAACUGAGGGUUUUAGGUGCUUUAGCGAGAUCUGUUAUCAGAAUUUGACAGGACGCUCAGUGGGUUCAAAAGAGAUGCUUCCAUCCCUUUGUGACGAGCAGAAAACUGGCGCCUUACCUUUGCCGGAUGCAUUUCUUCAUUUUCUAGAGGCGAAUGGGCUGGACCCGUCCAUUUAUACCAAGGCGGAGACUGUUCCGCGCUACAUAAGGGUAAAACCAGGAUUUGAGUCCCAGCUUUUGGAGAUAGAAGAUGAGCUCAAUUGUAAGCUUGAGAAAAUCACAUGGCUCCCAGAUUUCUUUGCCAUCCCACCUCAGAUUCAAAUUGCUGGCUCCGAGGCAUACCAAGAGGGAAAGAUCUAUGGGAUGGAUGCAGCCUCUGGAGCUGCCGUUUCAGCUUUGAAUAUCUUACCAGGAGAUCAUGUUCUUGAUCUGUGUGCAGCGCCAGGUGCAAAGCUUUGCAUGCUGGCAGAACUUCUUGGUUACUCUGGUUCGCUGACUGGUGUUGACAUUGCUAGACAACGUCUGGCUGCUUGUCGUACAAUGUUGCAGAAAUAUUCCUUAGGAGAUCGUUGCCGACUCUUUGUUGCUGAUGGAACAUCAUUUUCUCUUUUACCAUUGAAGUCUUAUCCUGAAACAAGACAAUUUGGACAUGAUGGUAACUCCAUAGGGAUGUCUAGCAAGAACAGCCCUGAUAUCUUUGCCGAGUGGACUGGCAAGAGAUCAUGGAGAGAGAGAAAGAAAACUAUUAAGGCUGGAAAUACUGCUGCUUCAAAUCAAAUUCAAUCAACACCAGAACUGAUUUUCUAUGGUAGACAUUCUGGCGUGAUUGGAUUACGUAGAACUGAGUUAUUUCACACAGUAGAAGUGCCAUCAACUUCUGGCUAUGACAAGGUUCUUGUGGAUGCAGAGUGCACACAUGAUGGAUCCUUAAAACACAUUCAAAAGUUUGAGAAUUGGGGAUGGGAAACAUUAGAACGUCGUGUACUUGAUGUGAAAAGAAUGGACUCCCUGCACCACCUUCAGCUACAAUUACUGACAAAUGGUUUCAGAUUACUAAGAGUUGGUGGAACAUUGGUCUACAGCACCUGCAGUUUAACAGUUGCCCAAAAUGAGGACGUGGUGAAGCAAUUCCUAUUGCGAAAUUCUUCAGCUGAGCUGCAACAUGUUGAAGCCGCCACCGACUGGCCCUGUAGAAGUGGAGGAAUUCCAGGAACUUUGCGCUUCGACCCUAAGACAUCCCAAACUAGUGGGCUUUUUAUUGCAAAGUUCACUCGGUUGGCAAGUUAAUUAAGGUUCUCAUAAUGUUACCCAGAGUUACUCAUGAGGUAUCACUCUGUUUUGGCUAAAGUUAAACUGCUGGCUUCUCCAGAUUCCAAGUGAAUGCUCUCAACUGCUUGGAGUUAAACUGAAUUAGAGCCAUCUGUUCUUCAGUUGCAAAGCAGAGAUUGUUAUUUUAGUUUAUUUAUUUUUUUCGAGAAAUUUUUUCCAUCUUGUGUAGCAGAUGUACCCCGAUUUACUCAAUUCACUAAAUCAUUUUGAAUA
Zingiber officinale is the source of this 2935-nucleotide messenger RNA. Its product is annotated as 28S rRNA (cytosine-C(5))-methyltransferase-like. The record is from RefSeq and is a predicted model, not a curated record. Gene Ontology annotation, molecular function: methyltransferase activity. Gene Ontology annotation, biological process: RNA methylation. NCBI's taxonomy places the organism in Eukaryota, Viridiplantae, Streptophyta, Magnoliopsida, Zingiberales, Zingiberaceae. The transcript has 10 exons. The coding region runs from base 1343 to 2680 and encodes 445 amino acids.